Molecule: messenger RNA, 4776 nt
Organism: Symbiodinium sp. CCMP2592
Lineage: Eukaryota; Dinophyceae; Suessiales; Symbiodiniaceae
Source: the annotation of a GenBank genome assembly
AUGUGCGAUUGGCCGGAAAGCCCGGAGAAGAUGGGUUGGGAUGUUGUGGGCUUCGAGUCCGUAGAGCCCAUGGAUGCUAAGCCGACCUCGGGUGAGCCCAUGGACUUCCUCCGGUGGCUAAAUGCACGGAGGAAGUGCAACCUUGAGCUGGUCGAUGGCACGGUGCUCAAGGGCUACUCCUUCGGUGCUCCGGUCUCUGUGUCCGGCGAAGUUGUCUUCAACACUGGGAUGGUGGCAUACCCGGAGUCCUUGACGGAUCCAUCCUAUGCUGGGCAGAUCCUGGUCAUCACAUAUCCGCUGGUCGGAAACUAUGGCGUGCCCUCCGAUGAGAAAGAUGCGUUUGGACUGCCCAAGUGGUUCGAAAGUCACAAGAUUCAUUUGAGGGGAGUGGUGAUUUCCGACUAUUCCUACGAACCUUCGCAUUACAGUUGCGUUCGGACGUUGGGAGAGUGGCUGGAGUCUCAAGGUGUUCCAGGCAUCUAUGCCGUGGACACACGACUCGUUACGAAGCAGAUUCGUAAGACUGGUUCCAUGUUGGGAAAGCUUAUCGUGCAGGGAAGCACGCCGAGCUCACACCUUGUCGUGGAUGACCCCAACAAACGAAAUCUCGUGGCAGAGGUGUCCAGAAAGCAGAAGGAAGUCUUUGCGCCUUCGCAGCCCAACCCUCGCUUGCACCGAGACGUGCAUGUCCUGGCCGUGGAUUGUGGCAUGAAGAACAACAUCAUCCGCUGCCUCGUGAAGCUCGGGCUCCGAGUCACCGUGGUCCCAUGGGACUACGACUUCACUCAGGACAGUUUCGAUGGCCUCUUCUUGAGCAACGGCCCCGGAGAUCCCACCCAGUGUGCCAAGACGGUGGAGCACGUGCGCACCAUCAUGCGGGAGCGGCCCAAGACCCCUAUCUUCGGAAUUUGUCUUGGGAACCAGAUUCUCGCCUUGGCCGCUGGAGCAUCUACUUACAAAAUGAAGUUUGGGAACCGGGGGAUGAACCAGCCAGUCGUGGAUCUACGCACACAGAAGUGCUACAUCACAGCCCAGAAUCAUGGGUACGCGGUUGACAGCUCCAGCUUACCGGAAAACUGGGUGCCACUGAUGAUGAACGCCAACGACGGCACGAAUGAGGGUAUCAUCCACUCCUCCAAACCGUGGUUCUCGGUGCAGUUCCAUCCGGAGGCAUGCGGUGGACCUACAGACACUGACUUCCUGUUUGACUACUUCCUGCAGUUCAUUGCCGAGCCCACCGCAUCCCCUGUCACCACGAUGCCUUACUCCAUUCCCACAGUCUACAGGAAAGUGCUGGUGCUGGGAUCUGGUGGCCUCACCAUCGGACAGGCGGGUGAGUUCGACUACUCUGGCAGUCAGGCCAUCAAAGCCUUGAAAGAGGCCGGCAUUAUGUCCAUCCUUAUCAAUCCGAACAUCGCUACAGUUCAGACAUCGGCCGGCAUGGCGGACAGGGUCUAUUUUCUGCCAGUGACACCGGACUUCGUGAUUAAAGUGAUCGAGCGUGAGAAGCCAGAUGGGAUUUUUGCAGCCUUUGGGGGUCAAACGGCUCUCAAUUGUGCCGUGAAGCUGCACGAGCGAGGGGUCUUUGAGAAGUACAAUGUCAAGGUAUUGGGCACGCAGAUUGAGGCCAUCAUGAAGACCGAGGACCGUGAUCUCUUCAGUAAAGUCGUGGAGGCCUGCGGGGAGAAAAUCGCCGAGAGUGAUUGCUGCGAUUGCGUCGCAGAUGCAGUUGUGGCGGCUGCGAAGAUCGGCUACCCGGUCUUGGUCCGUGCAGCCUACGCACUGGGUGGCCUUGGCAGCGGCUUUGCAGACAACGAGGAGGAGCUGCGACGUUUGGUGAACGUGGCAUUGGUCAACAGCCCUCAGGUCAUCAUCGACAAGUCCUUGAAGGGCUGGAAGGAGCUGGAGUAUGAGGUCGUUCGGGACAAGAACGACAACUGCAUCACAGUUUGCAACAUGGAGAACUUUGACCCCAUGGGUGUUCAUACAGGCGAGUCCAUUGUCAUUGCGCCUUCCCAGACGCUGACAAAUGCGGAGUACUAUCGCCUUCGCCAGUGUGCCUUAAAAGUUAUCCGACACCUGGGGAUUGUGGGGGAGUGCAACAUCCAGUAUGCCGUCGACACAAAGACUUCAGAGUUCCGCAUCAUUGAAGUGAAUGCCCGGCUGUCUCGAAGCAGUGCUCUCGCUUCCAAGGCCACAGGCUACCCCCUGGCUUAUGUGGCGGCGAAGCUGGCGCUGGGACACGACCUCGUCCAGCUGCGAAACAGCGUGACCAAGUGCACGACUGCCUGCUUCGAACCCUCCCUUGACUACUGUGUUGCGAAGGUGCCUCGCUGGGACCUUCAGAAAUUCUCCACUGUCGAUGCCCGCAUAGGCUCAGCGAUGCAGAGUGUUGGAGAGGUCAUGGCCAUUGGGCGAACAUUCGAGGAGACAAUCCAGAAAGCGCUGCGCAUGGUGGAUGAGGCAAGCCUGGGAUUUGAUCCGAUCCGCUACGAUUUGGAGCUCGGCCGCCGUGGCUUAGCCACCUCUGGUCCAAACUUCGAUGUGGAGCUCAAGAAGGAACUAGCCAACCCCACUCCAGUGCGAAUGUGGGCCAUUGCCAAGGCCUUCGAGCAUGGCAUGAAUGUGGAAGAGAUUCAUACUUUGACCAACAUUGAUCGCUGGUUCCUGUCGAAGCUGCAUGGCUUGCACAUGUUGAAGGGUACCAUGAAGUGCUUGGACUUUUACGAGCUGCGGCAGAAUCCAGUGCUCCUGAAAGAGGCGAAGACUCGCGGCUUCUCUGACAAGCAGAUCGCUGCGAUCAUUUCAGCACCAGAAAAGAUCAUGGACAGCGAGGUCUCCCCACAGCUGCUGCCCACUGACCAUGGCUCCCAGCGCUACUCUGGAGGCCCCGUGUCCGAAGCGCAUGUCCGGCACCUUCGUAAGAAGCUUGGCAUCGUCCCAACCGUCAAACAAAUCGACACGUUAGCGGCAGAGUUCCCGGCCACUACAAACUACCUCUACGUGACCUACAGCGGAGAUGAGCACGACCUGGACCUUGCGGGGAGCGACAAGCAGUGCUCCGAGCUACAGAUUACCGAGUUGAAUCCGGGCUCCGCGAUUCCGGAACCGCUUGCGCUCAACUUCCACAGCUCUUCGGAUGUGAUGCAGCAGAGCAACAAGGCAAAGAAGGAUGUGGAUGCUGAUUCCAGAAUCGUCGUGCUCGGUUGUGGGCCUUACAGGAUCGGAAGCAGUGUAGAGUUCGAUUGGUGCAGCGUCUCGUGCAUUCGCACCCUUCGAUCACUGGGCCAUACAGCCAUCGUUAUCAAUUGCAACCCCGAGACGGUCUCCACAGAUUUCGACGAGUCAGAUCGGCUCUACUUCGAAGAGCUUAGCCACGAGCGGGUAAUGGACAUCGCAGAACUGGAGCACCCACGGGGCGUGGUGAUUUCUGUCGGCGGCCAGACCCCAAACAACUUGGCUUUGGGAUUGCACAAAUGCGGAAUCCGAAUUCUUGGCACAUCUGUAGAGGCCAUCGAUGCCUGUGAGGAUCGCAACAAGUUCAGCCAGCUUUGCGAUUCCCUUCGCAUCGAUCAACCAGAGUGGUCGCAGUUUGCGACGUUGCAGGAAGCCCGGCAGUUCUGCAAGGUCGCAGGCUACCCGGUGCUGGUGCGCCCCUCUUACGUCCUCUCUGGCGCGGCCAUGCGCGUGGUCACCAACGAUGGCGAUUUGGACAUGUUCCUGAAGACAGCAGCAGUGGUGAGCCGAGACCACCCAGUUGUAAUUUCGAAGUACAUCACUGGGGCAAAGGAGGUGGAGAUGGAUGGCGUGGGCAAGGCAGGAGAGCUUGUGAACUAUGCCAUCGCAGAGCAUGUGGAAAACGCCGGGGUCCACAGUGGAGAUGCCACUCUGCUCCUGCCCGCCCAACGCCUCUUCGUAGAGACCCAUCGCAAGGUGAAAAGCAUCUCUCAGAAACUCUGCCGUGCCCUCAAGAUCUCGGGGCCCUUCAACAUUCAGUUCAUCUGCAAAGAGAACGAAGUGAAGGUUAUCGAGUGCAACCUUCGAGCAUCCAGAUCCAUGCCGUUCAUUUCCAAGACUUACAAUGUCAAUUUCAUCGAGCUCGCGACUCGCAUCAUGACCGGGAUGCCUGUUCAUCCUGCCAUUAUCCAGCCGAUGGACAUUGAGUUCGUCGCCUGCAAGGUUCCGAUGUUCUCCUUCGGCCGCUUGAAGAACUCGGACCCCCGAUUGGGUGUCGAGAUGUCUUCCACUGGUGAGGUGGCCUGUUUUGGGGUCAACGCUUACGAGGCAUUCUUGAAGGGCAUGCUGGCGGCCAACUUCAAGCUUCCCACCAAGAACAUCUUGGUUUCCAUAGGUCCUGCCGCGGCGAAGGCCGAGUUCCUGGCAAGCGGCGCUGCGAAGCAGCUUCGGGACAUGGGCUUCGCCCUCUUUGCCACGAAGAACACACACGAGUACCUGACUACAAACCAACUCGCUUGCAGCCUGGUCUACAAGCCGUUGGUCAAACGAGAGCCGAAUGUGCUAACCAUGCUGCAGACGGGAAAGAUUGAUUUGGUCAUCGACAUCCCGGACUCUAUGGACUCUGAUGCCCUCACAGAUGGUUUCAAGAUUAGGCGAGGUGCUAUCGAAUCAGCUGUUUCGCUGAUCACUGACAUUAAGACUGCAAUCUUCACAUGCUCCGCCAUGCACCGGAAAUGGGUCCGAGAAAGCAGUGGGAAGCCCUUCUGGGAUGUGUGCUCCUGGCAGGAGUAUGUUGAAAUUGUGGAGAGGCUCACCUAA